CUUACAAAUACUCCUAAGCCUGCCUACAAACGGUACAUCAGCUUUGGUUUGAAAGCUGCUUUAUUGGUGGAAGGGGUUGGGCUUGCCGCAUCCUACGGACUCUGGUACAAGUUAAACACCGAUAGAGAUUUCCGUUUGUAUAUGUUCCAAAACCAUAACUGGGUGCUUGAGGGUUACUACGGUCUUGGUGAAAAGAUAGCUGAGCAAAAGAUCCGGGAGGUAGACCAGGCUAUUUGGAGAAGCGAAGGCAAAUUAUAAACAGCGGUGAGGAUGAUGUAUGUUGCUAUUAAGUCCUCCUUCUGGGUGGUAACAUUCGGAAGCAUUGGUUACGCACUGUUCAAGUUGGUCAAACCUGAUGAUGAACUCCUUAAACAGUUUGAUUCCGAAUCAAAACACACAGAUGCCAGAAAGGUUUCCAGGACAACAAUUAAUGUACUAAAAGAAGCAGCAACUCCAAAUUCUGAUUUAAAUAAAACUAUUGAGGAAUUGUUGAAAAAAGGAAAAUGAGUGAUAGGAAUACUGUAUUAGAAAGAUUAAGUAGAAGAGAUGCACAGAGAUUAGAGAAACUACAGAAGGCUCAUAAGGCAAGGGAGGAGGUUGACGCUUCUGAUGAAAAUGAAGACUUUUUCUCAGGUUCAUUCAAAAUCAAAUCAGAAUAUGUUGAAGAUUUACUCAUGCAAGUACCAACACUCGAACUGCACACAUUACCCUCACACUUUGAUAACAUAAAAAGAGAAAUUAAUGAACUGCAAAAAUAUGUCGUAACAUCAUCAUUCUUCUUAAAAGAGUUCAACAUGCGCAAAUAUUUGGGUAUAGUACAAAAUCUACAGACAAAAUGCUACGAAUUGGAAGAAAGAUACGUUCCAAGGAAAAAGUUUGGCUUCUCUAAGAAGAAACUACCAAAAUCACACACCCAGAAGCAGAGCUCGCUCGAUGAUCACGACGGCGCCGGAAAAAUUGAUAGCAACAAAUGGGAUGACAAACUUUUUGGCUUUGAUUCACAGGAAAAUAAAGUACUAUUACUAGAAAACGACGAAUUGUAUCAGAGAGAUGUUGCUUUACGAAAUCUGAAGAACUGUACCAUUGGCCUCAAAGGCGUCAUGGGAACUUUGCAUUUAACUAAUCUAGAAAACUGUAUUGUGUUGUCCGGUCCCGUCACAUCAUCAGUAUUUAUGGAGAAAUGUACAAAUUGUAAGGUGGUCGCUGCCUGCCAGCAGUUACGAAUGCACACAUCCAAUAAUUGUGAUAUUUACUUACACGUAACUAGUAAAGGCAUUGUUGAAGACUGUUCCGAGAUAUGUACGGCGCCAUACAAUUUGUAUUAUGAUGAUUUAGAAAAGCAUUUCAAUAUGUCUGCUUUGGACAAAUGUUCUAAUAACUGGGAUAACUUGGACGACUUUAACUGGCUUGCUCCUGAUAUCCCGUCCCCUAACUGGUCCGUUUUGGAUGUCAGCCAACGGGUCACCAGUUGGGACGAGUAUUGGUUGAAGACUCCUUCCUAAUGUUAGAUAGUAGAUAAUCAAAAUUGCAAUGUAAUGUUAAUGCUAUUAAUACUCAGUACUAGAGUAACAUCAUAUUUAGGUACUGCUACUAAUUUAAUUGCAAGGUUUGUCCAAAAUUGCAAAGAAUUGCAAAGUUCACAUCUAAGUUUUUAUAUAAAUUUUGUUGCACCCUUUGUGUGAUUUGCACGAAAAUAUUUGAUUGCCGUAAAACGAACCUUCGAUAUUACAGAGACAGAAAUUGUGAUGAUGUUACAACACUUCAUUUGUAUCCAUAUUUAAUAGCCAUUAAAAGAAAACUGUUAGACUUUAACACUUGAUAAGUGUCCUUGCCUUAUAUUCUUUACUAAUCUACACAUAUUUGUAAUGUUUAAUAUCAGAUAUCUUCGGAUACAUCUUAAGAAUUUUAAUAACAUGUAGAUUGUGAUCACAGUAGAUGGAUACAAACUUGACUGAAAGUAGUGUAAAAAUGGUAUGAGAUCCCUAAAUAUAGGAAGAAGCAUUGUACAACGUUUUUUUUAUAUAUUUAAGAUAACACAGACAACGGUGCUUCUAAGACAUCUGGUGAUACCCAAAAUUUCAUUUUUCCUACGAAAGUUUUGGUAGUAUUUUUCUACUGUGACAUUGAUAGUUCCAACUUAGUUAUUUUCUGAUGAUAAAGGUUUUAACCACAAAUUAUGUUAGCUAAAUACCUGCUUAUUUAAUUCAAUAUAUAAUUUAUGUAAUAAAGAACAUGAUUAGA
This is a messenger RNA of Trichoplusia ni (cabbage looper), 2241 nucleotides long. It is a transcript of the gene TBCC, whose product is annotated as tubulin-specific chaperone C. The record is from RefSeq and is a predicted model, not a curated record. Gene Ontology annotation, biological process: post-chaperonin tubulin folding pathway; tubulin complex assembly. Gene Ontology annotation, molecular function: tubulin binding. Gene Ontology annotation, cellular component: cytoplasm. NCBI's taxonomy places the organism in Eukaryota, Metazoa, Arthropoda, Insecta, Lepidoptera, Noctuidae. The coding region runs from base 504 to 1502 and encodes 332 amino acids. The transcript is spliced from 3 exons.